Myripristis murdjan (pinecone soldierfish) is the source of this 4228-nucleotide messenger RNA. RefSeq names its product scratch family zinc finger 2 (gene scrt2). Gene Ontology annotation, biological process: regulation of DNA-templated transcription. The record is from RefSeq and is a predicted model, not a curated record. The transcript has 2 exons. Gene Ontology annotation, molecular function: DNA-binding transcription factor activity, RNA polymerase II-specific; RNA polymerase II cis-regulatory region sequence-specific DNA binding. Bases 286 to 1251 code for a protein of 321 amino acids. Lineage: Eukaryota; Metazoa; Chordata; Actinopteri; Holocentriformes; Holocentridae.
CCUGCUGCAUCACAGGAGCUAUCCAGUGCUGAACAGGAUCGUUUUAUUUUUUUUUUUUUUUUGGGGGGGGGGAGCUGGGGGAGCCAUAGAGUAUCACACAGCAUUGCCGUCAGCCUUGUUCUCCACUGGUUUCCAUUUUCUUUCUUAUCUUUAUGUUUUUGGCUGUUGUCUCCACAUUAACCACAAGGAUUACCGUCAAGCCAGCUCUGCUUGUGUGCUUCCUCAGAGGGUCUUUUAUUUUCUCUCAUGCUUUUUCCUCAGCUCUGUGUUUUUAUCCACUGAAACAUGCCCCGUUCAUUUUUGGUGAAGAAAAUCAAGCUUGAUGAUUUCUCUUCGUCCAAUGUGGCAACCUCUAAUCAUCAUCACCACCACCUGGACGACUCGUUCACUUUUGCACGCUCCAUCACAGACUCUGUGACCAGCCUUGGGGUUCGUCUCAGUGAGAAUGGCUACAUCCAGGAUUACAUCACGCCAUCUGUAUACCAGGGGGAGAAGAAGAUGGAGCACAAACUGGCUUCACCGGUGUCGGACCCCCUGUACACCCAGGUGAGCAGCGGGGGGGAGGAGUACUGCGACCCUGACCUGGAGCACCCCGACAGCCCCCAGUCCGGCAUGACAGCCAGCGGCUUCUACAGUGGCGAAUCAGAGGCCCUGACUGAGGGUUACACCAUGGAUGCCUUCUUCAUCUCUGAUGGGCGCUCGAGGCGGAAGGGAGACAGCGAGGGUCGUGGGGGGAGCUCAAGAAGCAGCACUGCCAACGCUGCGGCCCAGGAAAGGGGAGCCGGCACGCCUCGCCACACCUGCAACGAAUGCGGCAAGACGUACGCCACCUCCUCCAACCUCAGCAGACACAAGCAGACGCACCGCAGCCUGGACAGCAAGAUGGCCCGCAAGUGUCCCACCUGCGACAAAGUGUACGUGUCCAUGCCUGCGCUGGCCAUGCACAUCCUCACCCAUGACCUCAAGCACAAGUGUGACGUGUGCAGCAAGGCCUUCAGCAGGCCGUGGCUCCUUCAAGGUCACAUGCGCUCACACACGGGGGAGAAGCCCUUUGCCUGCGCCCACUGUGGCAAAGCCUUUGCUGACCGUUCAAACCUCCGCGCCCACAUGCAAACACACUCUGCCUUCAAGCACUACAGAUGCAAGCGCUGCAAUAAGACCUUCGCUCUCAAGUCCUACCUGAACAAGCAUUAUGAGUCAGCUUGCUUCAAGGGCUCCGCAGACGAAGACGACUCUGGAUCGGAAAACUAAGUACAAGAAGGAAGCAAAAUUUGGAACCCCUGUUGUAGGUUCUCAACCAAUAACCCUGUUCACUCUGCCCUCCAUGCCUUUUUUCUUCCCUUUUUUUAGAAAGCAAUAUUUUCACUGAGAUUAUGUGAAGAAACUAUAAUGAUUAUGGCAAAGACAAUUUCAAAAGAUGCUGGAUUUUUUUCCCUGCACAGUAGCUAAUCGUCCACAGAAACAUACAAUCAAACAACCUUCCCCAAAAUAGAAACUGUAGAUGUUAGUUGUACACAAAUAACUAACACGUGUGCACGUGGAUGUGCACACUUACAUAUUAACACACACACACACACACACACACACACACACACACAUGAACACACAAACACAAUUAUAUAUGAGGCCUGGCAUGUGAAUUUUUAUCAAUGACUAUAAUGAUAUUGAUAUCAAUAGUAAUAAUAUUUAGAUUCCUGAUAUUUUAUAGCAAAUAGUAUGGGAAAAUGAAAAAAAAAAACAAAAACAUAAAACAGACUGUAACAGUGUUCUUUUGUUUUUUUAGAGACAAAAAUGACCUCUUGUAUUUUUAUGCUGCUUUUUAUUUGCUAAGAAUUGAAUUCUUUUGCAACUGCCAACAUGAACUUUUUAUGAAAAUGUGAACUAUGACAGUAUUUGCAAAAAAAAGGGAGAUCAUUUUAAAAAGGUAAAAAGACAAACCCCCUUUUUUUCCACACCAAUGUUUCAAUUCAACGGAUGUUAUUUUUCUAUUUGAUUUUUCUAAAUUUAUUUUUUUGUGCUUAUUAUCCCUUGUUGAUGAAGAGUAUCUUUGUAACUGUGGGUAUUCAAACAAGUUAAAAAAAAAAACAAACAAAAAACAACAAAAAAAAAAAAGCAAACAAAAGCAAAAGCCAAGCCCAUUCAAGUGAUUUACAUAAGCUAUACAAGCUCAUAGGCCAUAGGUCAUUCAAUUCAAUUCUGCAAGAGCAGGUAUUUUGAUGUGUUAAACAAGCCUGUUGAACAGGUUCUCACGCACGCCGUCUGAUCAAAUUCAUGUUCCUUGCCCUGAUAUAUUGACUCGGACAAAAACACUGGGAGCUAAACCAAAUGAUCUAUCGUUAUAAGUGCCAUGUGCAGCGACCUGUCUAUAGCAAUGAAAACUCUCGUUGUUCUUCCUCCACCAUGGUGGCUUUGCAUGAACUCUGCUGCCUUUAUGGUGCAUCAUGCAGUCUUAACAAAAGCAAUCUCCAUCCACCGUUUGAGGUGCUCCCCCUCCUCGCCUGAUACCUCACAUUGAAGAAGGUAUGGACUCACACACCCUCAGUUACAAAGUGACAGUCAAAUAAUUGUUUGUCUGUUUGUACGUCGCUCAAAGCUCCGCCCAUGGUUUUAGAUGUACACCAUCUAUUUAUCAUGUAAAUACUUUAUUUAUCUAUUUAUUUAUCUAUUUAUUUAUUGGUUGAUUUACCUUAUUUUUUUUCUGUGUAUUUAUUGAAAACCUUGCUUCUUAAGUCAUUAUCAUCUAUUUAUUUAUUGUUUAUAAUUGAGUUUAAAAUAAUGAACAUCCAUUGACCUUGUAAGAUGCUGCUGAUCUUCAAAGAAAAUGUUUAUAUGCAUGAAACUGUAGAGAGUCCGUGGGACUUAGUUUUUUAAAGAGGAACAAUGUACAGUAGCAGCGGUGUAGAGUGCUUCAAAUAAACGAAUGCAGAUUGCUUUGGCUUUCACGGCAAUAACUUCACUGGCACGGCAAUUGACAUGUGUAACAAUCAUAGCUGUCCUGUUUUUCAAGUCGAUUUAGGGCAAUAAAAAUGAAACAAUGAAAAUAAAGCGCUAAAAUAUCUCCCCUUCUGCUGAUUCCAAAUGUAAAAUCCACUGCCUCCUCCCUUAUGGCUGAAGAUUUCGAGCCCCUUUUCUGUCUUCAAAUCUCAGGCAAUAAUUCCCAGAGAUGGCAGAACCUGAUGCUGAUGUGUGUGUAGAUAUCACCCCCUCCAAAAAAGUUACAUUAUCCAUUUAUCCAUUUGUAAAUUUGCAGCUUGUUUAACUUAGAGAAUAGAAAUAAUGUAGGUGUAAUCUAGUUACACUGAGUUUUCAAAGGUGGAUAAGCAAUAAUAAUAAUAAUAGUGAUGCAGUGACUAUGAACAAGACUCAAUCCUUUAUACAGUGUAACAGAUUCCAAAACUGAUGGGGAAAAAAACGUGUUUUAAAUAGAGGUAAUUUGCUUGGAGGAGAGUGCUUUCCUUUUGUAUUAUUUUUAAUACCUCUUUUGUUUUCUAAAAAAAAGAAAGAAAGAAAGAAAGAAAAAAAUGCUAAAUCUUUCCUGGAAGCUGAGGGGAAGGUAUGGUUUGACUGAACUGCUGCAUGUAUUACACAACAGGAUGACAAUAAUUCUCAUUUAGGUCACUGACAUAAUAGGGCAUUUAAACGAAAUUAAAUUCAAAGUCACCAGUGCUUUUUUUUCAAAUUGCGCUGCAGCAUGGCUUCUUAAAACAGCUAAGUAAGCCUCGGACGUGUUAAAGGAGAAAAUCCUGCUGAGAUAACAGAACGGCUGGCUGUCAGGGGUUGUGCUGUGUAACCCGGCCCGGCACUAACAGGGAUGAUCUUGACGAGAAACUAUCCUGGUGGAGAAAGUUUUUUUUUUUUUUUUUUUUUCUGUGAUUGUUGUAAUAAAAUGACGCACUCUAAUGCACUUCCAACUCCCCCUUUCAUUUGUCCCCGCUCCGCAUCCCUCACCACCCGCCCUCGUCCCAUCCCAACUGUCUCCAAACAGACGUAUGGAGUAGGAGAUGUGCUGAAGUGGGAUUGGCGGAGGGUGGCAGAGUGUGGGAGGAUAACAGGUGUUUGCAGACAGACUGCAGAUAGGGAGCGUAAUUGAGUCGGUGAGCGACCUCCAAGGGGAAGGUCAAGCACCAGCAGGCAAAUGCACUGUCAGCUAUUUGCAUAUUCUAAAUGGAUGACACACUCACAGUAAUGGUGAGCUUGUCUUUAAAAAAAAAAAAAAAAAAAAAAAAAA